UAAAGUUUAUACCUACUCUAACAAAAAUUGAACAUACUGCCAUAAGGUUGUGGUAAACAUGCCUUACACAGAACGAGUAGUUGCUCUAAUAGAUAUGGAUUGUUUUUACUGCCAGGUAGAGGAAAAGUUAGAUCCUAAUUUAGCAGGAAAACCCAUUGCUGUAGUACAAUAUAAUCAGUGGAAAGGCGGUGGCAUUAUUGCAGUUAAUUAUUUGGCACGUGAAAAAGGCGUAACGAGACAAAUGAGAGGUGAUGAAGCCAAAGAAAAGUGUCCAAACAUACAGUUGCCACGUGUUCCUCAAGUCAGAGGAAAAGCAGAUCUUACCAAAUAUCGAGAAGCUGGAAAGCAGGUGGCCGAAGUUUUGAAAUCUUUCACAAAUAUUCUAGAAAGAGCUUCAAUCGAUGAGGCAUAUUUAGAUCUGACCGAAGCGGUUAAUACUGAACUCAAAAAUGGUUUUCCUAUUAUAUCUUUGCAAGAUUUGUCAAACACAUUCGUUGUUGGUCAGGAAACAGCUGAUUUUCUUGCAAAUAUUAGUCAGAAUCGAAACAGUGGUUUUUAUGAAGAUGAUAUUAAGUUAUUAGUAGGGGGAUUAAUCGUGGAGAAAAUACGAGCAGAGGUGUAUAAAAAGACAGGCUACAAAUGCUCGGCUGGUAUUGCACACAACAAAAUCUUAGCAAAAUUAGUGUGUGGUCUACAUAAACCGAAUAAACAAACAAUCCUUCCACAAGGGGCUGUACCACAAAUGUUUGCCAGUUUACCAAUAAGGAAAAUCAAAAGCCUUGGAGGAAAAUUCGGUCACAUACUGUCGGAAACACUCAAUAUUAACUACAUAGGAGAACUCUUGAAAUUUACCGAAAAAGAACUUGUUCAGAGGUUCGAUGAGAAAACUGGACGUUGGUUGUAUAACAUUUCAAGGGGAAUCGACAGAGAUCCAGUUCAAGUGAAACUUAUUUCCAAGUCAAUUGGUUGCUGUAAGAGGUUUCCCGGUAGAACCUCCUUAUGCAAAGGAGAUGAGGUGGAACAUUGGAUGAAGGAGUUGAGCAGUGAGAUUUCAGAUAGACUAGAUGAAGAUUUAAAAGAAAAUAAUCGAAAAGGAAGGCUUAUGACAGUUAGCUUUUCGCAAAUGACAAAUCAAACAGAAAUCAGUAGUACUCGAGCAGUACCACUAAAAUCGUAUGAAAUUGAAAAAAUAUGGCAGCAAUCCAUGGAAGUAUUACAUAAGUAUUGUCAGAAAACGGACGGUUCAUAUCACAUAACAUUUUUGGGUUUGAGUAUUGGAAAUUUCGAAGAUAUCAAAAAUGUAAAGACCAUAACUUCAUAUUUCAGCAAAAUUAACAAAGUUUCUCCAGAUCCAAAAAAAAUUGAAAGCGUCAGCGAUUCUUAUCGAACUAAUCCAGAUUACAUGAUAAAAGAGGAAAAAUCUGAAACAAAAAAUAAAAUAGAAGACACUACUAGUAAUAAGAAUUGUGCACAGGAAUCAGAUAUUUCAGAUUCUGAUGAAAAAUCAGUUUACUCCAAUACAACCAUUGAAUUGGAGGAAAAUCCAGAAGAUUUAAUUUUCUAUGAUGAUUCUUUGAGAUCUGGAAGUGGUGAAAAUCCAAUCUUUACCUCUGAGAAGGCUAUGAAUGUUGGAAACAUGGACUUGAUUGAAAAAGUUCUAACAAAUGCAAGCUCGGAGGAGAAUUCUUUCAGAAGCAGGAUGUAUUCUAAUGAUUUUUCAAGUUCUACUUCUCCAGUGCUUUCAUCCAGAAGACAUGAUGAUAUGGAAGAUGAAAUUGAUUCUUCAAAGGAAAUAGAACGUGAUUUUGAUACGUCGAAAAUAUUCGAUGGGCAUGAUGAGGGUAGUGAUGAUGAAUCUGAAGAAAACAUUAUUGCAUCCGGAGAAAAAAACUGCAAUUUUCCAGAACCGUCGGAAAAUUGCAAGGAAUGUGGUGAACUUAUUCCGAUUGUUGAUAUUGUUUCACAUAUGGAUUAUCAUUUAGCCUUAAAAUUAUCUCAAGAAUUACAUGCCCCUGACUCGAAACUUGUGGAAGGUAAAAAAAGCCUGAAUGAGAAACCCCCUAACAAAAAACGCAAAGUGUCUGAAGGUUUUGGGAGUAUUCAGUCGUUUUACAAAAAGCAGGAAAUCGGAUCAGAUGAAGUUACAGAAUUGUGUACUGAAUGUAAUAAAAGAAUUAAAAUUGAUGAUAUGGUGACUCAUUAUGAUUACCAUGCCGCUAAAAAGCUACAUUUAGAGUUGAAUAGUCCAAGUUCUAAAAGUGAGACUAUUAAUAAUAAAAUUUCUGAGCCUUCUUCUAGUUCGGUGUCAAGUAGGAGAAAUAAGAAAAAAAUUAAUAAUGGGAUGAAUAUUGCAUCCUUUUUCAAACCAAUUGACUCUUGACUAUUGUGGGCCCCCUAAGUAUUUGUGCAAUUUCUAAAAUCUCCAUCAGUAACACAAGUAACAAUAAAAUUGUAUAUAACCAUUACAGAUUAAGUUUUUAUUACUAAUAAAAGAUAUUGUUGGAA
Coccinella septempunctata (seven-spotted ladybird) is the source of this 2505-nucleotide messenger RNA. RefSeq names its product DNApol-eta (gene DNApol-eta). Lineage: Eukaryota; Metazoa; Arthropoda; Insecta; Coleoptera; Coccinellidae. The transcript has 5 exons. Gene Ontology annotation, cellular component: nucleus; replication fork; site of double-strand break. The record is from RefSeq and is a predicted model, not a curated record. Gene Ontology annotation, molecular function: DNA-directed DNA polymerase activity; damaged DNA binding. Bases 59 to 2380 code for a protein of 773 amino acids. Gene Ontology annotation, biological process: response to radiation; error-prone translesion synthesis.